AUGUCACCAAGCAGGCGCAAUUACUCGCAAACGCGGGACGCCGCCUUCAACAUCAGAGCAGACAGCGACGACGAGUACGCACAUUCAGAUAUGGACGCCGGCGAAGACGAGGCAUUGCAUAUACUCAUGGAAGCAAAUUACAACGAGGGUGCUUCGUAUGAUCAAAGCCCCACUGACCAAUUUGCAAACGAUGACGAGGACCCUUUAUGGCGAACCCAGGCUGAUAAUUUAUUCAGCGGGAAUGACAGCGAUGAUGCAGACGAGCGAGAGCAUGCCUCAUCACCAAUUCAACUCCCUGAUCCUGACAGCCAGGGCGAACACGUGGACUAUCCACCACCACCUCCAUCUCCCUGGUUACCAUAUAAGAAGUACUCACACCAAGAAAAGUACGCCAAGCCAGCACUUAAAGACAAGCCAGGUGGCGAAUCACUCGACAAAAUCAUAUCCUACUGUGAUAUGGUCGUCGACAUGAGCAAUAUCAGGUCCGCUCUUCGAAGCGUAGAGCUCUACCUUGGAAAAGGCCAAACCCGGGAGGCUGAAUCCGAGGUCCAGAAGGCUCGAGAUCUGGCAGAAAAGUAUGACGACAAACCAGUGCUCGCACGGUGCAGGUACUGGCAGGCUCGGGUGAAGUUUGCCCAAGGAAAAUAUGAUAAGGCGUACACAUUGUUUUGUGAUUGCCAGCUAUGGAUCACCAAGCAACCUGAGGCUAGCACAAUGGCAUUUUACCUGCCACUCUGUCAGCCGGGAUUGAGCGAUCAAGAGCGACAGCGCUUGCUGGAGGACGCGCAAAGACGUGCGAUGCAACCAGAGAAGAUGCAAGCGACUAUUGAAGUGCCAGACAACCGAGACUCGAAACGAAGAUGGGAGGAUAGCCUUCACUUGUUGUCGCAAGAUACCAUCCCACAGCCUAUGCAUCGGCGGAGAAUAGCCCGCCCCAAGUCUCUGCUCGAGAGGCAACCGGAAGAUUCCAGUGGACUUAAACUUGGUGGGAAGCAAAAGGUUUUCACUUUCGAGAUGCACCCCAAGGGCAUGGCAACCAGAUUCCGGCCGACAGAUAUUUUCUCGGAACAGCCUUAUGAGGUUAUUGUGCCGCAAGAACAAUGGGAGGAUUUCAUUGACUAUCACCGGGACCAGAGCGUCACGUUGACUUAUCUGGAGAGGGAGAGACGACGGUACCAAACCGUCGUCCAAGAGAAGUAUAAUCAGCGCUAA
Molecule: messenger RNA, 1212 nt
Organism: Aspergillus luchuensis
Lineage: Eukaryota; Fungi; Ascomycota; Eurotiomycetes; Eurotiales; Aspergillaceae
Exons: 1
Coding region: 1-1212 (403 amino acids)
Molecular function (GO): protein binding
Source: RefSeq, a predicted model, not a curated record